Messenger RNA from Bombus impatiens (common eastern bumble bee), 2654 nucleotides. Its product is annotated as calcium-dependent protein kinase 16-like. Gene Ontology annotation, cellular component: nucleus. The transcript has 7 exons. Gene Ontology annotation, biological process: protein phosphorylation; intracellular signal transduction; positive regulation of apoptotic process. NCBI's taxonomy places the organism in Eukaryota, Metazoa, Arthropoda, Insecta, Hymenoptera, Apidae. The record is from RefSeq and is a predicted model, not a curated record. Gene Ontology annotation, molecular function: ATP binding; protein serine/threonine kinase activity. Bases 236 to 2320 code for a protein of 694 amino acids.
UAGCAUAAUUGUAUACAUCGUGCAUGAUCGCGAUGGCAGCUUAUACAUCAAAGUGUGACCACGGUCGAGACACAAAAAUUGCUAAAUUUAUACGCGAGACAAUUCGAUAUACGUUCACCGCUUCCUGUAUGUCAGAAAUCUUGAGUUGGCGAGGUUCCCUCGUAACUCAGGCUCAACGAAAAAUAGAUAAUUAACGAGCCAUUCGGUGUUCGUUUCGAACAUCGUGUGUUAAACUAUGAUGAUUUUGACGAAUUCUUAUCAGCUCGAGCCGAGUUUCCCCUAUCGAAAUGUGACAGUGCGUCGGGGCGUGGAAUUCAAGGAUCAUUAUGACAUCGAAUCUGAGAUCGGACGAGGAAAAUUUGGCACCGUUUAUCGAUGUAAGGAGAAAGUAAGCGACUUGAUGCUCGCCGCGAAGGUGGUGAACACGGCGAAAAAGGAGGACAAGCGAUCGGUGGAACGAGAGGUGGAAAUUAUGAGACGGUUACAACAUCCACGACUUAUUCAGCUCUACGAUGCCAUUGACACCGGCAAGCAGAUAUACGUAAUUUUGGAACUGAUCGAAGGCGGCGAACUAUUUGAGAGGGUGAUAGACGACGAUUUCGUGUUGACCGAGCGUAGCUGCGCCGUUUUCAUGCGACAGAUCUGCGAGGGUAUAGAGUUCGUUCACCGACAGAAUAUUUUACAUCUCGAUUUAAAGCCUGAAAACAUAUUAUGUUUGACAAAGGAGGGUAAUAGGAUCAAAAUCAUAGACUUCGGCCUGGCGAGGGAGUACGAUCCAAAGAAGAAGUUGCAAGUUCUAUUUGGCACGCCGGAGUUCGUUGCACCGGAAGUCGUAAAUUUCGAUCAGAUUGGUUAUGGUACCGACAUGUGGAGUAUAGGCGUCAUCUGUUACGUAUUAUUAUCCGGUUUGUCACCGUUCAUGGGGGACACAGACAUCGAGACAAUGGCGAACGUGACCAUCGCGAAGUACGACUUUGAUCAUGACGCAUUCGCCAAUAUAUCCGAAGACGCGAAGGAUUUUAUCCGUUGUCUGCUAGUCAAAGACAAAGACAAACGAAUGUCGGCCACGCACUGCAGGGAACAUCGUUGGUUGGUGAAGAAGCCAACGACGCAGCAACAGCAGCAGGUCGAGCAAACGGCGACGAUAUCGAAGCCGAAGACUCCAGAUCUGCCAAUCCCUCGAGUGGAAACGAGCAGCGUAGACGAGUUGGACGUGACCAAGGACAAUCUGAGGCUGUUCGUGGAGCGCUGGCGUGAGCACCCUGACAGCCCGUACAUCAUAGAUAUUCCUCAGUGCGUGUUGACUCAACAGAAUUCGACUCGCGAUUACGAGGAAUUAGUGUCGUUAGGAGGUCACAGUCCGUCGCCUUGUGCCAGUAUCUCCAGCACGCCGUCGGAAGCGACGGAUAGCUCACCCCGAGAGAGCUACGGCACGUUCCUGACGGUGCCUAGCUACGGUCUCGAGAGGAGAGCCUCCGAGGGCGUCACCACGGAGAAGUCAAGGGGCGACCCUGCCAGUCAAAUCAUCUUGGCUGAUGAGAUAAUUAAAUUAUCAGAGCGUCUGAGAUCCAUAGCGACGGGAGCGAGCGGAUAUUCGAACGAGGAGGGAAGCUCCUCGGAGACUGGCGAACAGAGCAAGAAGCCGCUCGAAGACAAGGACAAGAGGAACGGUGUUCGUUCGAGGAACGGAUUGGUUUCUGAAAAUACCGAAUGCAACGAAAUUGCAGAGAAAUUGUCGAGCAUAGUAAGACACAGGAAGCUCAACGGAACUACGUUCCAUAGUAGUCGUAGUUUUGAUAGGAACACGGAAACCAGUACCGCGAAUAUGUUCGCCUCGUUGAAGAUGUCGAAGCAGAAGAAAGAGGAGGAAAGAAGCCGAAAAGGCUCUAUAGAAUCAGUUAGGUCGGAAUCUUUCGACAAGAAAGUGGAAGAUAUAACGAGUAAGAAAAAUGAAAUAAUAUUUAACAGAAACGAGGCUGAGAUGGAUCUUACUCCACCGUGGCGGCGUGCACGAGUGAAACAAUUUGGCGAGACUAGUAGAGACGUCCCACGAAUUUCUGCCCUUCGUAAUUUGCAUAAGAGUCUGAAUCUGGAUGAACCUACUAAUACCAAGGAUUUGUUGCUACAUUUGCUUGGUGAAUGGGAAGGUGCCACGAGGUCGUCAGGAGUUGGUCGCAAGUCUGUCAGCGUCGAUUGGUGUGGCGAGGAAUCUGUUGCUAGGAAAACGAUGAACUCUUUGGCCGAAUAUUUCCAAUCGAAACAACAAAAGUCGACGGCGACUAACGUUAGUUCAUCCACGUCGAGUUCGAUACAUCGUUGAGACGACUCCGUUGAUGGAGUUGAUGGCUACGUUGGAUUUGCCUGUCGUUUCUGACGACGACGACGACGACGAUGAAGAUCGUUCGCCAUUGUGAAGUUCUCAGGGCAAUACAAGAUACAGAGACGGUGGUGGAUGACACAGUGAAGAUAUACGAUUAUUUUUUGUUUAAUGUAUACAAAUAGCGUUGCUACUUCCGGUUUGGAUGGAACUGAAGAGUUUGUAAUGAGUGCGCAAUUUCAUUUGAAUUCAUUUGUGUCGAAUUCAAGUAAAUACGUGAGUUCCUGGUGAAUUGCUCGUGUUGUCAAAUUUAUUAUGUUCGAUUUAGAAAAAAAAA